AUGGAUAACAGGAAGUUCCUGCGAAUAGGGAAGAGCGUCGUGCAUGGGCGAACGGGGCCGCUGAGGGGGGACAUGGGGAAUGCGACGGAGGAGCAGGAGAUGGGGAAAGGCGCAGCAAGGGGUCGCAAUAGCGCCAGUAAUAGUGGCGCUAAUAGCGGCCAGGGCGCGAGUGGCAGGCCGGUCAGAGAAGCGGCGCAGGAUGAAAGCGCGCUGAACAGCCACUUCAACGCGCAGGAGGGCGAAAACAACAGCGGUGAUAUUUUCGAGCAGCUACUCCAGAGAGAACUUGCCAAGGGAGCCUUAGGCGGCGGAGUGGUGGGAAAAAACGUGAGUAAGAUGAAGGGAAGAAUGGGUGAAGAUAAGGACGAAGAGUUUGAAAAAGGAAAAAACAGUUCAAAUAGAGGAGCGUAUGACAAGAGAGAGAAUAUGACCAACAGCGCAAGUGUACAUGAUCAAACAGGUGGAAGUAAUGUAGGUGGUGGAGAAGACGACACAGAAGAUUUAGCAAAUGUCGACCUAACAGUACGAAUAAACAGCAGUCAGGUAAGAUUUCGAAUGCAUGGGUAUAAUGAAGUGAUUAAAUGUUUCACCAGUGAAGACAACACAAAAGAAAAAAUGGAAAUGGUUAAUCUGCUUUUUAAAGAUGAAGACAAAAUUGUUAAAUAUUUAGGAGACAAUAAUUUAAUAUGUCAAAUAAAGGCCGCCGAAAUGACCGCAGAGUAUAUUUGUGUACUGAAGGAAAUUCAUUUUUAUAAUUUCAAGGACAUGUACAAAAAUGAGGAGGAAUUAAUAAAUUCGUUUGUUAACGAUGUGAAGAAUAAAUUAUUUUCCAUAUUUUCAAAAAUUGAAAAAGUGCUAAUUGAGAAAAUUUUAACCAACGCCAAAUCUUUCGAUAGUGGUUACAAUAUCGUGAGCAAGACAAUUGAGUUUUGUUCAAGUGAUAAGAUAACCCUAAAUAUACUGUCCAUUCUGUGUGAACAUAUGCAUGGAAUAUAUUUGAAGGCAAAUAAAUCAGUAUCAAAUAUUAAGGGGGUUAAGAUUAAAGUUAUCUCAUCCAUUCUCCAAGUGCUACACAAAUUGCUCCAUAAUUUUGGAGCUGCCCUCAUAUGCGUAAAGACGCUAAACAAGUUUUGCUUCAAGUUUAACGAAAUGAUGGAUAAAAGUGUGAAGAGCAAUUUUUACCUCCUCUAUAUUGAAAUGCUUAGCCAGGUGAAAAAUGCAGAAUUUCAAAAUUGCAUUUUGAACGAGCUGAACAGCCAACAGAAGAACUACAUAACGAAGGAACUACAAAAGGAGGAAUACCAAAGAGGAACAGGGGCGAAGCGAUGGGUGAGUACUUACCUACUUAACCAGUAUAGCAAUGGAGAAGGUAGAAUGAGGGGAGAUGAAGAUGACAAUGUGAAUGACAACUCGUUUUCAAAUGGUAAUGUAAAUAACUUAAUUGAAGAGGCAGAUGUUUUUAAGGAAAUUUGUACAAAGCAGUGGGAAAAAAGAGUGUUGGAAGGAUGCAUCGAUAAGAAUGUCAACAGCGGCAACAACAACAACAGUAGUAAUAACUCGUUAAGCAAUGAAAACUUAUUGCCGUGGAAAAUCAAAGUGGAAGCUAUAAAUCUUUUAUACGAUAAAAUGAAGGCCAAGUGUGCAAUUAAGAAGACGCCAUAUAUCAGCACCAUUUUAAACAUAAUUAACAAGUUACUAAAAAAUGAAUCCGCUCUCCCCGUCGUUGUGUCCACCCUGAAAUUACUUCACGUGAUGAUAGAGAAAUUUGAAAAGGAGAUAUACACCACUGUCAAGUCCUUCUCUUUUGUCUUGUGUGCAAAAUUGAAGGACUCAAACAAGCAGGUAUCCAAUGCUUGCAUGGAAUGUUUGACUAAAGCGAUUUGCGUUUACAAUAUGGACAUUUUUAUCGACGAUUUAUCGAAGAACCUUAAGGAUAAAAAUAAUAACACUAGAAUGGUCACCCUCGAUUUUUUGCUCAAAGUUUUUGACCAUGUGGAUAGGAAAAACGUCGUCUCCAUUAUUGAGAUCACCAAACAUUUGCUCAACGACACUGUUGCGAAUAUUAAAAAUAUGACAUGCAAAAUGUACUCGCUCAUUUUGACGAGCUUUGGGGAAGAGGUACAUCCUUCCUUCUUUGCCUCUCUCCCCUCGAACAAGAAAAAGUCCAUUUUGGCUCUCUGCACGGGCAGUAUUGGGGGGAAGAGCAAAGUAGCGGGGGGUGUUGAUGCAGGAAAUAACAGUGUUGGAAAUGCGGUGGGUCGUCCACCCAACGGAGAAGACACAAUUGGUGGUAGUAGGACAACCGGGGGUGCUUCUACGCAAGGAGAUAAUGUCGAAUUGGUGUUACCCAAAAACGUCACAGCACAUUUGAAGUCGAAUAAUUACACAAUGAAAAUAGAAGCGAUACAAGAAUUGACCAAAUGGAUCAGCUCCGAAAUGAACAUGGUAAAUGUACACCUAGAAAAUUUACUAAACUUUAUAAAAAAAAAUUGCUACGAUUUUAAAGGAAAGUACAUCCAGUUGAAUAAUUCCAUAUAUGAUUUUUUUAAUCAGUUGGUAGAUCACUUGUACCAUUUUAAUAUUCACCAAGGGAACAAUCCCCACUUUGUUAAAGUUAUGAAUCUCCUCAUUCCACUUUACAUGGAGAAGACGAAGGACAAAAAGGACGCUGUCCUUUGUAACAAUUUCCUUCAAAAGUGUUUUCACUAUUUUGACGAUAACCUAAUUAUGGACAUUGUGAUAAAAAACAGUGAUGCAAAAAAUGCUAAAAAGUGCGAGGAGUGUAUAAAAAUUUUGCAGAAGAUAUUUCUCUCCAGGGGGACUACUAACGGUGGGGCGUCCACAGCGAACGGCUCCACUGCGAACGGCUCCUCCACGAACGGCACCUCCGCGAACAGUUCCUGCACCCCCAGUGUUAACGUAAAGAGUCUUAUCUUUUUCCUAAAAAAGUUCGUCGACUCGAAGAACACAAAUUUGAAAAAUUCCUCCAUCCUGCUGUUGCAACUAUUGAGUAGGAACUAUGGAAAUAAAUAUGUUCUGUCCCACUUGGAGGGCAUCUCGGAGACUGUUCGUCAAUCGGUUAAAUCGAAGGAGGACGUGGAGCGCUUCGUGCAAAGGCAGGGUCUGCAGUCCUCCGCCUCUUUGGUGCAACAUACGGGGGAUACUAACAAGGGUGCAGGGUCCCAUGUUAGCGGACAUCCGAGCGGCUGCAACACCAAAUGGGAAGAGGCCCACCAAGACGAACCCUCAUCUGGGGUCAACAACAACAACGUCGAAAUAGACUACACCAACACGUACCUGAAUUAUAAGAGCACGAAAAUAGUUCCGAAGAAAGGAGACGGGGAGGAGCAGUUCUCCGCUCAUAUGAAAAUAUCAAAUGAGCAGGAAAGGGGGAACGUGUCAAAUGGGCACGGCCAGGUAGAUUGCGACGAAGGGGAUGUCGAGGAAUAUGACGACCACGAUGACAAGCAGGAAGAGGAGGAGGAAGAAGAAAAAAUGGUGAACAUAAGUGACAUGGUUAAGCAGCACGUGAACCAUAUAAUGAGCGAAGGAAAUCAAUCAAAUUAUCACAUCACAAAAAUUAUUAACAUAAUUGAAAAGGUGGGCAAAUAUUAUAUUAACCCUAACAAGCUAGAAGUCCUUAUUAACAAGGACACCUUGCACAAAAUAUUGAAUAUAAAUAAGAGCAAAUGCGCGGAGCUCUUGUACGUUCUCAUGUUUUCCUUAAGAGAUAAUGUGUACCUAUUCGUUGAUCCCAUCCUGGACUGCAUCUUAAGAAUGAUUGACGACGCAGACAUUGGUAUUGAACAGAUCGAUAAGCUACUCUCGUGUAUGUGUAAGAACGUAGGAAUUUCUAAAUACAUUGGGCAUAUUAAUGGGUUCAUUAUGAGUGAGAAGUUGAAUAAUAUGCGGGAGGACGGCGGAGGGGGGAAUGUCUCCAUCCAUACUAGUGGUCAAUCGGGUGGCCGUAUGGAUAGCCAAGUGAAGCGACCCGCCAAGAGGAACAAGAUACAAAUUCUUAUCAACAACAUCAAUACGAACCAUAUUCUUCUUUUAAACGAAAAUGUGAUUAAGAAAAAGGUCCUGAGGUUCUACUUGGACCUCUUUUUGGAUGACCAUGAACAAGUCAGGCAAAAGGCUAGCAUAGUGCUAGAUCAUAUUUAUGCAAAAUACAAGGGAAAUAUUUUUUUAGAAAUUUAUGAAAAAUUAUCUCUUCAUAAGAAGGAAUGUCUUCAUGAUAUUAUAAAUCAAAUGAAAAUAUGCAAGGAGGACUUUUCCUUUUAUUCAAUUCUCAUUUCGAACAGUUCACAAAUGAAAAGAAUUUCAAACAGCGAACAUAAUCUGAGUGCCACAACUCCAACGAUGUCCAAGUCCAGGAGCAUUAAGAGGCUUAGUUCUAUUAACAAGAAUAAAAUGUUAAAAAUUGAAUUUCCGCCAUAUCACAAAAUAAAGGUGGACAACUUGAAAUGGGAGAAGCACCUGGACCAGGCACACACCAACUACCUCAUGAGGGAGUUCAAGCCGUUUAGCAGUUCGGAGCUGAUGCUGCACAUGUUUAGUGAUAAUGCGAAUAUGGUUAACAGGAGCAUCCUGUUUUUUAAGGACUACCUGAGCAAUAGCUCCAACCAGUCGACGUUUUUCUCCAAGUCAGGGUUCCUGGACCUGCUGCUCAAGUGGAUCUUCUACACACUGAAUGGUCACCAAAACAACAACGAGCUGCUUUGCGCCUGCAUAAAUUUGCUUCGGAUAAUUCUAAAAACGAUCGAAGACAAUUAUGUGUACCUGAAUGAGCAGGAGCUGGUCAUUUUGGUCAACUUCAUUUGGGACCGCAUGAACAGCGGGGCCACCUCCUCGGAGAUACGAAAAAAACUGAAGGAGAUUCUCCUCUGCCUGUGCUACAUCUCGGACCACAAGCUUUACUUUUCCCUCCUGUUGAAGAACCUUUCGUCGUGCAAUCAAAAGCGUAUAUGUGCCUCGCUGGACAUAAUUCUGAAGUUGAUAAUUUUGUACAAGGACAAAUGCCUGCAUGUUGAGAAGGACGUGAUGAAGAUUUUGCAGGUCUUCACAAUUCAUAGUAAAAAUAAAAACGUGACGAUGUACUGCUUGAAGAUUUUUGCCAACAUUCAGUCCUUCUGCCCCACCUUUUACAAGUGCAUUGACAACGAUGACAUCUCGACCUACAUAAAAAGGAAAGUGGAUGAAUUUGUUGAGAACUGUCCCGAUUACAAGAUUGCCCCGAAGGACACCGAGGACGACGAAAAUAACAGCUCCUACCAAAGCGACGACUCCGAAGGCGCCCCAAAGGAGAAGGAAAACCACGAAUUGGCGACCUACUUGAAGAACAAUGCAAGUAAGAGGAACUCCAUAAGGAAGGAAGUGGAAGGACACGUAAACGAGUUCCGCAAAAACGUGGAGGAAGUACUAGAGGUAAAAAAAAAAAUCGAAGAAAUCGAAAUGGACAGGACAAAUGAAGACUACAUGAACGACCAAAUAUCUUGCGUGAGCAUCACCAACAAUUUAAAAUUUGCAAUUGAGGGAAAUAGCUAUUCAAGGAAUAAAGAAAUUUUCCACAUUUUGGAAUCUAAGAAUAAUGAGAAGGUGCAGGGAUCAAACAGUUAUGAAAAUUCUCUGGUGUACUUUCGCUUCGUGUACUUGGCUUCUUUCCUGUACUCCAAUGAUGUGGAGACCAUUUCGAAGGUGUGCAAGCUGAUCGUGGACAACAUCGUGCAGGUCGGGAAGAAAAGCAAAAACGGGAAUUUUAUUUUAAAGGACAACGGAAACUACAUUUUUAAAAACUUCAAUUUGUUCAUAACCCUAAUCAAGGGGGCGAAUUACUCUCUGAGGUUCCUGUUCCAGAAAAGUUUUGCCAAGGACAUAAAUUCAUCCUUCAUUCAUUUUAAUGCGAUCCUGAGUAAUGUGUUGUUGGUAGACAUUUUAAUGAAGAAGAAAAGUUGCAUCUCAAGAUUGUCCUUCAAUCAUUUCUCCUUUUUUUUUAUAAACACAAUAGUAUGUUUGAGUAUAUACACCAAAGUUAUUCACACGAAUAAGUACAUUUAUUUUUUUAAGAAUGGGUCCAUCGCGAGAAGUCUUGUUACUAGCAUUCUUAACAAUCUGCUGGGGAGAGAAUUUCUCACAAGCCACUCGAAACUCCUCGAAUAUGUUUGUAACGUGUCCCUAAACCUAGGGUUUGACAUGAUGAAAAAUAAAAAAAUUCUUUUAGACGAUCUGAACGAUACGAGUGAAUUUUAUAUCUACACAAAUACAUACAUUAAAAUAUUAAACAAAAUUUAUAAAAAGAUUAUGAAUAAAAUUUGUGAGGAAGAUCAGAAGGACAAUCCUUUCGUGUAUAGGAUUUUGCACCUUUUAUUUUUAAGCUUGAACAGGUAUGACAUUUACUUGGGCAGGAUGCAAGGGGAUCGCAAGAGGAAGAGGAAAAUGGAAGGCGAAGAGAAUGAAGUCAUGGUAGGGGGAAGUGUUAACUCGGGGUCCUUUUACACCAAGAAGAUAUGCAACAGUGAGAGGCUCAGUGAGAGACUCAGCGAGGAUGCAACUGGUGGAGGGGGCAACGGAGUCCUCCUCCUCCCUGGGGAGAACUCAGACCAUUCCAUUUUUGAUUGUCGCGCGAUUUAUUAUGAAAACUUGGGUGCCGUUCACUCUGGUGGGAAUACCAUCGCCGGGGAUGGCAACGGUGGGGUGGCUACUGGAAACGGGGCAGUGGCUUCGAGCUGCCCCCUGGGGAAUAGUGACACCCUGAGUUGUGGCAACGGGUCCAGGGGAGGCUUCGGCGUGGUCAGGGGAAGUCUCGGAACGGGCAAAGUGAGCAACUCGGGAAGGGGCAGCAACACUCAGCUGCGAUCUAGCAACACGCAGCUACGAUCAAGCAAUACACAAUUGCGAUGUAGCAAUACACAGGUGCGAUUGAGCGGAACCAGCAAGACGGCGAGCAUCACGCAGGAGGUGGACAAUGAACCCAGUGUGGACGCGCCGAAUGGAGCAUGUAUCAACGCAAACGAGACCCCCUACUCGAGGGAAGAAAUAAACAAAGUACACGCAAGCAGAAUGGAUUUUAUGACCAAGUACCUUUUCUUCAUUCAACUAAUCUUUUAUGGAAUAAAAAAAAACAACCCGCUCAUUUUACUAGCUUAUAUAAAUCACGAAAUAAAAAAAAACUACUCACUGAACCUAACAUUCUACUACGAGAAAAUGGAGCUCCUGCUAAAUAAAGACGUUAGGAAUUGCGUACCAACGAUUAAUGUAAAUACAUCAGCAGAAUUUUAUGGACUCGAUUUUUCGUUUGAAAAAUUUUUACGUGAGAAUGAAAAUUUGCAAAAACUAGAAGAACCCAUUUUUAAUUCGUACAAAAAUGUCUUCAGUCAGUAUCCUAAUUUCGACUCUGAAAUUAUUUAUAACAAUUUUGACCUGUCCAUUGAUGAUGCAGUGCACAAGAAAAGAGAGUUUCUUGAAUCGUUGAAAAUGAUUAACCUGAAGGAAGUCACAUACAGCUCAAAUGAAUAUGAACAAUUGAAGGUAGCCAUUUUGAAUUACAUUAACGAUUUAGAGAAGACCGAGGUACAUGAUGAUAUUCAGAAUGUUGACCCUGUGUCGGAUUAUAAUUUCCUUUGUACCAUGUAUAGGAUUCCAAAGGAAGUGGAGCAGCAAUCUGCAGGUUGUGGUGGGGGGGAGGACCAGCCGGUAGCAGAUCAACUGGAAGAAAAUCAUCGAGCAGAUAAGCGGAGCGACACGAAUGUGAUUCACCGAGGAGAUGAUCAAAAGGGAGCCAAUUUGGUCAGCGAGGCGACGAAUGUUGCAGAGAGAACGGAUGGACACAAGACGGGGAAACCAGACCACAGGGAAGACAAGGAAGAAGAGGAAGAAGAUAAACACGGCCUGCGCAACGACCAGAUGCGUGGAAGGGGCAGCCAAAAUAACCUCCCCGAAAAGGAAAAGAAAGACGUGACAUUUAUUAGUCGCAGCAUUUAUGUGCGAAACGAAACCGUUGAAAAUAUUGACAUGAAUGAAUUGCGAUUCAAAUAUGAUUCUAAUAUGAGGGAGUCCAACUCAGGCAUGGUCAAUAAGGCAGAAAUGCAAAGCCACUCUGGGGAAAAGAAACAUCAUUCCACUUCUCUGUACGAUAAAAAGGACCCCCUAAAUAUUUUUAACAGUAGCAAAUUUGAAGCACAUAAAAAACGUGGAGGCGACCAGAAUGAAGAUCUCCUGAAGAUACACACAGAUCAUCAACGAAGGGGGUGCAGUGGAGCUAAGCAAAGCCACUUUUACUCCGACCCAAGUAAAUACCAAGCGGAGCAGAAACAAACAAAUAAUAGCCCUAAUAGUGGUCAUAACAAUAUACCGAAUGAAGGGGAUGCGAAAGGGAAUAAAACGGAUUAUCGUAUUAGCGUCUGCGCAGAGGAAGGGGAGAGUAAAGGAGGAAAACAUGUUGAUGGGGUGGAAAGCUUCCCUACGCAAAGGACGUCGAUGCGCGGGGAAUCAUGUGGGUCAGCGGCAAGACAAGGUUUUCCCCCUGGGUCCACCCCUCAGACGGUACAAGAUGGCCGACAUGGGAACAGCGCACAGGUGGUAAGUAAUACACAAAUCGGAGUUAACGACCUUACCAAGGAGGGGUCCCAUGCAGAUAUGAAGGGAAAAGCUAGAGGGGGAAGCACACUAAGAAGUAACACUCCACAGUACAACACUGAGCAUAAGUCAGGAACUCCACACACGGAAAACAUAGUUAGUGCAGAGGAGAAACCCCAGUGUGUACUCAAAAGGGGAAAGUCGAACGACGGGAAAUACAAGUGGACUGAAUACAGAGGGGGUAGUGUGAUUAGUGGAGACAGGCAAAAUGGGUCUUCGUCCUGCGUGGCAGAUGUCAGUGGCGGGGACCACGAGAAGAGACCCCUUACAAAGUCAAAAACGAACGUAAAGUAUUUGAUAAACAAGUAUGAAAGUCAGAGGGAUAUUGUGGGUGCAUCUCACAGCGUGAAACCUACGUUGAUUGCUGCGAGGAGCAAAAAUGCAGAGUCCUUGGCCAUGGGCAGCAACGCCAGUAGUAGUACCUUCAACAGUGGAGCAAACCAUCACUACAGGAGCAGAACGAAACGAGUGGAUAAUUCACUUAGUAAUACCAAGCUACCUUCCUUUCAAGUCGAUAAAAAAAAAAAAUAUCAUUAUGAAAGAAGCAUGAGUUCAUCAGUUGAUGUUAAGACGAAAGGAGGGGAUACACAAAACGCUGCUAACAACAUGAGGCAAAAUACUGUCAUAAGAAAUUCAGACGUUGGCAAAACUUUUUUGAAUAAGUCCUUGCUCAAUAAGGGAGAGAAAAGUGUUUUUCCUCAGGCAAGCCACAGUAACAGUGGUGUGAAUGCAGACUCGAAGAACCACGUCGCGCCCACGAGUCAUUCCAUGAAGAGAAAAAAUAACAUUGAACACCUGAACAAGUAA
Messenger RNA from Plasmodium fragile, 9441 nucleotides. RefSeq lists its product as uncharacterized. The coding region runs from base 1 to 9441 and encodes 3146 amino acids. Gene Ontology annotation, cellular component: microtubule plus-end; kinetochore; spindle pole. Gene Ontology annotation, molecular function: microtubule plus end polymerase activity; microtubule plus-end binding. Lineage: Eukaryota; Apicomplexa; Aconoidasida; Haemosporida; Plasmodiidae. The record is from RefSeq and is a predicted model, not a curated record. The transcript is spliced from 10 exons. Gene Ontology annotation, biological process: centrosome duplication; microtubule polymerization; mitotic spindle organization.